UCACAUGACUAUUGACGUCAUUCAUCAAAACAAUGUUAAUGUAAUGUGUGAGGGCUGAAGGAAAGGUAUGUUUUCAUGCUUUUACAAGGGUUCUCUCGUUUAAAUGUGGCUAUGUAUUGAUGAAAUAAUUCUUGGAUUACCAAAUUACUGAAAUGUUUCCUAAAUGUGACGAACAGAUGAAAAGAAGGACGGAAUCAGACAUUAGGUCUCAUAAAAACCAUCGGAUUAAUAUUUCAAGAUGGAGGUCGCACUUUCCACUUACUUAUUAUGUGAUUUUGUGCGUCAUGUUGAUCUUUCAGAAUAUGCUUACUGUCAGUUGUGAAAAUGCUAUUUAUACAGCUAAAGUCAAUGUAACUUACUACAAUAAUCCAAGUGACCCCCAAAUAUUAGUUGCCCAGAUGGGGGUGUUUGGUGAAGAUCCCAACUUGCCGUUGUCACAUGUAGAUACAGAGCCUGGACGCUUGGUACAUGUGCUUACCACCGAAAAUAAAACAGAUGCAUGCCAUUCAAUAGUAAACGCCCCUAAGAUACGCUGGGUGGCUUUAGUUGAAAGGGGGAUUUGCAAUCUGAGUGACAAAGUUAGUACCUGUUCCAAGGCUAAUGCAUCAGCAGCUAUCAUCUAUAAUAAUGCUGAACCAGAUCCUAAGGGAACUUCCUACAACCUCAAAGGUAAUAUAGUAGCAAUCUUUAUCAACAAAGAUGAUGGACAGAAGCUGUUGAAGAUACUAAGUACAUUCAAGGUGGUAAAUGUGAGGAUUUUAAAGGGACCUUUGCAGAAAAAACCCACCAGUCCAGAUACCACAAGUCCUACCAAUAUUAGCAAGACCUCUGUGAUGUUUGUUUCCAUCUCCUUUGUGGUUCUGAUGAUCAUUUCCUUGGCUUGGCUUGUCUUUUAUUACAUUCAGCGCUUCAGAUAUGCUCAUGCCAAAGAAAGACUCUCGAGACGUCUGGCCAGCGCUGCCAAAAAAGCCAUUGCCAAGAUUCCUCAGAGAACACUCAAGAUAGGAGACAAGGAAUUGGAUCCCGAAUUUGACCAGUGUGCAGUCUGUAUUGAAGGAUAUAAGACCUCUGAUGUUGUUAGAACAUUGCCAUGCAAACACAUUUUUCACAAGUCGUGUGUGGAUCCAUGGUUGUUAGAUCAGAGAAGCUGUCCAAUGUGUAAACUAGACAUAUUGAGGGCUUAUGGAAUGCAUGUAAGUCAUUUGAACAGCAGUCAAGAAACAGUACAUGCUGAGCCUGACAGCAAUGAUCUGACAGCUUCAGGGCUGGAAGGGGAUCCCAUCAUGUUAUCUUCAGAUGACCACCCUCACCAUGAUGGCGUGGAAGUUCUGUUGAUUCGUCAUCCAUCAGUACACUAUCAUGGGUCAGACACAUUCUGUGAUGAGGAAGGAGAGCAUGGGAGUCUCACUCAACCUCCCACCCCUACCGAAAGUUCGAGUUCAGCAAGGGUUUCAAAUUUUAUUGUUGCGUCCGUGAUAUCUUUUGAUGUUUACCUUCUUCUAAAGUCUCCACCAAAGGGCAAAAAAGAUGAAGAGGAGAGAGAUGAAGAGGAUUUUGAUGCCAAAAUUGAGGCAGACAGGGGAAACAGAUUUGAGUUCUUGCUCAAGCAGACAGAGUUGUUUGCCCAUUUCAUGCACACUGGUGGUGGAAAUACAGGAAGUGGUAAAACUCCAACAAGUCCACUGAAAAUGAAACCAGGGCGACCAACCAAGAUCAAAAAACAGGAUGAAAGAGCCAAGCUAGUAUCUGUGGGAGAUCAUCGCCAUAGACGGACAGAGCAGGAAGAAGAUGAAGAAUUGUUGUCAGAAAGCAAAAAGGCUAACUCCGCUUCAUUCAGAUUCGAGACAAACCCUUCAUAUAUCAAGUCUGGAGACAUGAGGGAUUAUCAGAUACGUGGGUUAAAUUGGAUGAUAUCCUUAUAUGAAAAUGGAAUUAAUGGCAUCCUGGCUGAUGAAAUGGGUCUGGGUAAAACUCUACAAACCAUAUCUCUACUUGGAUACAUGAAGCACUACAGGCACAUUCCUUCUCCUCAUCUGGUCAUCUGUCCCAAGUCCACACUGGCUAACUGGGAGACAGAGUUCGAACGCUGGUGUCCAUCAAUAAGGGCAGUCUGUCUGAUUGGAAAUCAAGAUGAAAGAACUGCCUUCAUCAGGGAUGUGAUGAUGCCUGGGGAAUGGGAUGUCUGUAUUACAUCUUAUGAAAUGUGCAUCAGAGAGAAAUCGGUGUUCAAGAAGUUUAAUUGGCGUUACGUUGUGAUUGAUGAAGCUCACAGAAUCAAGAAUGAAAAAUCAAAGCUGUCAGAAAUUGUCAGAGAAUUCAAAUCAACAAAUAGAUUACUAUUGACUGGAACACCUCUACAGAACAACCUACACGAGUUAUGGGCACUGCUGAACUUUCUUCUACCAGAUGUCUUCAACUCCUCAGAGGACUUUGACUCGUGGUUUAAUACAAACAGUUGUUUUGGUGACACAGCUUUAGUGGAAAGACUGCAUGCUGUACUGAGACCUUUCCUUUUAAGACGUAUUAAAUCUGACGUGGAGAAAGCUCUCUUGCCCAAAAAGGAAAUCAAGAUCUUUGUUGGUCUCAGUAAAAUGCAGAGGGAAUGGUACACGAGGAUUCUGAUGAAAGAUAUCGAUGUAGUCAAUGGAGCUGGAAAAUCGGAUAAAAUGAGACUGCUGAACAUCCUGAUGCAGCUUAGGAAGUGUGCCAACCACCCUUACCUGUUUGACGGAGCAGAACCAGGUCCUCCAUACACCACUGACAAACAUCUCUAUGAAAACAGCGGUAAAAUGGCCAUCCUGGACAAACUCCUGCCAAAACUUCAGGCCCAGGAUUCUAGAGUCCUGAUCUUCAGUCAGAUGACAAGGAUGUUGGACAUUCUGGAGGAUUACUGCCACUGGAAGCAAUAUAACUACUGUCGACUGGACGGUCAGACGCCUCACGUGGACAGGACGAAUUUCAUUAAUGAAUUCAACAUGCCGAACAGUUCCAAAUUUGUCUUUAUGCUCAGCACAAGAGCUGGAGGGUUAGGUAUUAAUCUGGCAACAGCAGACAUCGUCAUCAUCUAUGACUCAGACUGGAAUCCACAGGUUGAUUUACAGGCCAUGGAUCGUGCCCAUCGUAUUGGUCAGAAGAAACAGGUGAUGGUAUAUCGGUUUAUUACAGAAAACACUGUUGAAGAAAGAAUUGUGGAAAAGGCAGAAACAAAGCUGCGGUUGGAUAACAUUGUCAUUCAACAAGGCCGAUUGGUAGAUCCAAAUACAAACAAGCUUGGUAAAGACGAAGUGUUGAGCAUGAUCCGACACGGUGCCAGUCAUGUGUUUGCCUCCAAAGACAGCGAAAUCACAGAAGAAGACAUUGAUCACAUUGUUGAGAAUGGAGAGAAGCGGACAGAAGAAAUGAAGGCCAAAUAUGACAAUCUAGGUGAAAGUUCUCUCCGGUCAUUCACCAUGGAUACAGCAGAAGGUGGCAGUGUGUACCAAUUUGAAGGCCAAGAUUACAGAGAAAAACACAAGGGUGUAGGUCUCUGGAUCGAGCCACCCAAGCGAGAAAGGAAAGCCAAUUAUGCUGUGGAUGCUUACUUCCGGGAGGCUCUACGCGUCAGCGAACCUAAAGCUCCCAAGGCUCCAAGACCUCCAAAACAGCCAAAUGUACAAGAUUUCCAGUUUUUCCCUCCACGUUUGUUUGAAUUACUUGACAAAGAAAUCUAUUACUUCAGAAAGUCUAUAGGGUACAGGGUGCCUAAGAAUACUGACCUUGGUGCUGAUGCUGAGAGAGUGAGGAAAGAGGAACAAAGUAAGAUUGACGAAGCAGAGAUUUUGACAGAGGAGGAGUUAACAGAAAAGGAAGAGCUUCUCAAAGAGGGAUUUACGAACUGGAGUAAAAGAGACUUCAAUCAGUUCAUCAAAGCCAAUGAGAAGUACGGUCGGGAUGACUUGGAUAGCAUUGCCCGAGAUGUAGAAGGGAAAACACCAGAGGAAGUUAUGGAAUACUCGGGUGUGUUUUGGGAUCGAUGUAACGAACUGACUGACAUCGAGAAAAUCAUGGCUCAGAUCGAGCGUGGGGAAGCCAAGAUUCAACGCAGGAUCAGCAUAAAAAAAGCAUUAGAUGCCAAGAUGGCCCGAUACAGAGCUCCAUUCCACCAGCUAAGAAUUCAGUAUGGCACAAACAAAGGCAAGAAUUACACGGAAGAGGAAGACCGGUUCCUGAUCUGUAUGCUACACAAGCUUGGCUUUGACAAGGAGAAUGUGUACGAUGAACUGAGGACGUCUGUACGACAAGCACCGCAGUUCAGAUUCGACUGGUUCAUCAAGUCUAGAACAGCGAUGGAGUUGCAAAGGAGGUGCAAUACUUUAAUUACACUCAUAGAAAGAGAAAACAUGGAGCUCGAGGAGAAGGAAAAGGCAGAAAAAAGGCGACGAGGAAAAUCUGGCACUCCCAAAGGACAGAAAAGAAAGGCUGAUGCCAUGGACAAUAGGGGUCGACCGAAGAAGAAAAAGUGAAUCUCUUAGAGGUACAUGUACACCGAACACUGGACCAAAAUUACAGCAACCAUUUGUGAUGUAUCUACAUUUUUCAAGACAAUUGUGGAUAGAUGAAAACUGCAAUACAAAAGUGAUGAGUCAUUCAAGACCGGACGACAUUCAUUUGGAAGUUCGUGCAUGUUUUGCAUACUUUUUAUUAAGUUUUACCUGCAUUUGUACUGUUGUGCAUGUUGUCAGUGAUGUAAAGUGGUACUUUAAAGAUGUUUUAAGUACAGCAUACAAUGUAGAUUAGAAUACCUCAGAGAAUCUAGAAAUCGUCUUUUUCUCAUAAAUCUUCCUCAUUUCAUUUCCCAUAGAACAGAAUGUCAUUUCAUUAAAAGUUUGAAAACAG
Molecule: messenger RNA, 4875 nt
Organism: Ostrea edulis (European flat oyster)
Lineage: Eukaryota; Metazoa; Mollusca; Bivalvia; Ostreida; Ostreidae
Product: SWI/SNF-related matrix-associated actin-dependent regulator of chromatin subfamily A member 5-like
Exons: 29
Coding region: 153-4502 (1449 amino acids)
Biological process (GO): regulation of transcription by RNA polymerase II; nucleosome organization
Cellular component (GO): nucleus; chromatin
Molecular function (GO): nucleosome binding; ATP binding; ATP-dependent chromatin remodeler activity
Source: RefSeq, a predicted model, not a curated record